AUUUUCGAACGCACUCCUACUAUGGAGGACUCGAUGUAGAGCGGAGAGAAUUCAUAUCUUUCUCUCGUUAUCCUAUAUUUACGAUUUUUACGAAUUAUCACACAAUUAUUCGGACUUGUUCCAGGCCGUCCAAAAAAAAAGCAAGAGGAAAUGACGAGCCCAGUCGUAAUUUCGGCCACAGCUAAACACACAGCAACGUUAAUAUUUUUCCAUGGAUUGGGUGAUACAGGACAUGGCUGGGCUAGUUCAAUGGGUGCUGUACGAUCCCCUCAUAUCAAAGUUAUUUGUCCUACUGCGCCUACAAUGCCAGUGACACUUAAUACAGGGUUUAGAAUGCCUUCCUGGUUUGAUUUACGAUCUCUGGACUCCAGUGGCCCAGAGGAUGAAGAAGGUAUACGUAAAGCUGCUGAAACAGUUCACUCGUUAAUAGCGGAAGAAGUUGCCGCUGGGAUACCCACUACACGUAUCGUUCUUGGAGGAUUUAGUCAAGGUGGAGCACUAGCCAUGUACAGUGCCCUUACAUUCCCAGAGCCUUUAGCUGGUAUCGUAGCUUUGUCUGCAUGGCUUCCUUUACAUCAAAAAUUUCCGGCGGAAGCAAUAGGCAAUAAAAACACUCCAUUAUUACAAUGUCACGGCGACUGCGAUCCAAUAGUGCCAUAUAGAUGGGGUCAAAUGACAGCAUCUCUUCUGAAACAAUUCAUGACACAGACAGAAUUUAAAACUUAUAGAGGAAUGAUGCAUACCUCUUCCGAGGAGGAAAUGCGCGAUAUAAAAAAAUUCAUCGAGAAGGUAUUGAAACCGUAAUAAAUCGAAACAUGCAUCGAUAUUUUAAUGGCUACCUUCAGCAUCUAAUUGUAUAUUAAAAUGAAAUUAUUCCAAUUUUGCAAUUAUUUAAAUUUACAUAAAUUGCAUAAAUUUUAAAGAAAUUAAGUAGAAAAGGAUUAAAAAUCUUCCGAUAUGAAAAAGAUGCAUAGAAAAAAAAAAUAUCCUUUCUAGAGGAAUAUACUUAUUUACGAUCUCUAUAAUUUAUAUCUAAAUAUUUAAACUUCAAUAGUAUCUAGUGUACCAAAGCAUUCAUGUAGCAAUAUUACAAAUUAAUCCAUGUGGUUCUUAAUCCUUUUAGUAUGCAUCUAUAAUUUAUUAGGCAAAAAAUUAUUUUAAUUUGU
This is a messenger RNA of Camponotus floridanus (Florida carpenter ant), 1166 nucleotides long. It is a transcript of the gene Apt1, whose product is annotated as acyl-protein thioesterase 2. Gene Ontology annotation, biological process: protein depalmitoylation. The coding region runs from base 151 to 804 and encodes 217 amino acids. The record is from RefSeq and is a predicted model, not a curated record. Gene Ontology annotation, cellular component: cytoplasm. The transcript is spliced from 7 exons. Lineage: Eukaryota; Metazoa; Arthropoda; Insecta; Hymenoptera; Formicidae. Gene Ontology annotation, molecular function: carboxylic ester hydrolase activity; palmitoyl-(protein) hydrolase activity.